GCCGGCAUCUACAACAAAGUCUCUGGCAGUGUCUUCCACUUGUGUCUCUGCACCCAAUGUUCUAUCAAAUCUUGCCGUUGCGCAACGUCAUCUUGCGUCAACAUGCGAUCUCUGAUGUGUUUCUCCAGCUGUGACAGCUGUUGCGCGCAAGAAGCUGAGAGAAGGAAAUCCCCAUCUUUGCAGGCAAUUGGGAGCGAAGUUGAAGAGCACGGGUCAAUACACCAUAGAGCUCAAGUCUCGCCACACACCGUUCAGUCAGAUGUGAUUUGUUGAUGUAAUUCGCAGCAACCAGGCAACACGGAUUGAAAAUUGUCGAAUAACCUGCCACAAUACUCUAUCAAACCCACUCAAACUUGAUUGUACAUCGUUCCGCAAUGUCAGCCAAAACCUACACCGGCCCCUCGGUCCCAGACAUGGUCCGCGACAAGACACUCGCAGCCAACAUCAUCAAAUUCCACAACCACCCCACCAGUGACAGUAUACUUGACGGGGAGAAUCUCAGUCUACUGCAACGGUUCGUUGAGGAACCGAGCAAGCGCGAGCAAGUUUUGAGAGAUGAGGGGAUCGAGCCUGAAGAGUCACUGAAGGGAAAGCAGGCCAGUCUGGUGGCGUAUGCGGUCUGGGCACAUGGAAGAGAGGAAAUGAAUGGUGGUAUCUUGAAGGAGGAGGAUUUGGAGUUGUUGAGGUUGUGGUUUGAGAUGAGGAAAGAUGGGGAAUAGACGCGAACUGGACGGCUCAGGACGGAAAAUUUGACUGUGGGUGCUUGUUGAUGAGGAAUACUGGAGGUAUUAGACGCAUGCUUGCAGAGCUCAUGGAAGUUGCAGCAUCUUCUGGCGUCUACCUUCGUGCGUAUCGACCCGAAUGGGCGAAGCGUCGCCAGCUUGCAGUCUUCCAAUUCUUACUGAGAAAGUGUUGGAUCUUCGAUGGCGUUGUACAUCGUCAUGUUCAUUGACCACAAUUCAGAGAAAAAAGCUGCGAUCUUUCUGAUAGCUGCAGAUGACUCGUACGUUGUUAAGAUAUACUACCAGGAAGUUCGAAACGAAGGGGAAGUCUUCUAGCUUUGCGGACAAACCUCGAUGGGCAGUUUGACCGAGGUUUACCUUCUACCCCACUACUCGAGUGAAAACUUUUACGGCCAUACCAACUAAGCCUCACAUCUCAUUAUCCAGGAUGAAGAUUACCCUGAAGGGACGCAUCACGCCCUCGAACAC
This is a messenger RNA of Didymella exigua CBS 183.55, 1211 nucleotides long. RefSeq lists its product as uncharacterized. Bases 375 to 719 code for a protein of 114 amino acids. The transcript has 2 exons. The record is from RefSeq and is a predicted model, not a curated record. Lineage: Eukaryota; Fungi; Ascomycota; Dothideomycetes; Pleosporales; Didymellaceae.